CUCUUUGUUAAAGGGCUUACAUUUAUAUUGGGCCUUGUAGCCCAACUGUACUAGGUUUUUUGUGGCAGACUCAACUUAGACCAUGUACAUAGCUCAUAUUUUUAGAGUAUCAGUAGCCCAUUUACAAUUUUUUAAUGGACCAACCACAAAAAACUGGGCUGAGCCGUAUCAGUCUAUUGAGACUUCUGAUACUCAGUCUCAUAUUACGUGGCAGGCUCUGAUUGGUCGUCCAUUUAUUUUUGUCGAAAAAAAAUUCCUUCUGUUUCUCUCAAAAAAAUUCUCUCUCGUGGGGAAUUUUCCGAUUCCUUCUAAUUUUGCCGAUCAAUUUUCUUCUGUUUCGAUUCCUUCUGAAUCUCUUCCCUUUUCUCGAAAAUCCUUCUCAGAUCAUCAUCCAUGGCUUCCUCUGAUUUCGAUGGAAUCCUCUUGGGAAUGAGAAACCCACUCCUCGUCGUCUCUGCCGUCGUCGACCAAGAGUUUCUCGACAAGUAAGCUCAGAUCCGGAUAGUUGAAAUUCUUCUGCCUGUUCUUCGAUUAUUGAAAGAUUGAGUGUAUCGUUGCUAUUUUGUGUUAUCAGACUGUGACAGGUGAGAAAAAGCACCGAGAAACCAUCUUAAGGGGAGAGCAUUCUCUGAAGCAGUCACAGGAGGUUACUCUUAACGUUGGUGAUGCAGUAUUCAUUCCUGAAGGUUGGUGAGUAUACAUAUCCUCUCUCUGCACAUUGUUUUGAUGAUUCUUGAAUUUGUUUCUUGUAGAAGUUGUUCAAUUUCAAUUGUCAUUCUUUAUGUACAAAUAUGA
Molecule: messenger RNA, 795 nt
Organism: Arabidopsis thaliana (thale cress)
Lineage: Eukaryota; Viridiplantae; Streptophyta; Magnoliopsida; Brassicales; Brassicaceae
Exons: 1
Coding region: 83-433 (116 amino acids)
Source: RefSeq, marked reviewed